AGAGCGGGCAUCCAGACUGACAAACACACGCGACCCGCGCGCAAUCCGACGCCAGACAUGCUGUACGAAAUGAUCGGAGUGGUACGGCCUGGCCGCCUCUCCGAAGUCAAAGAAAUCGCCAAAACCGCUGGAAAAAUCGUCCUCGAUCAGCAAGGCGUUGUGCGCGGCGUCUCCAACUGGGGCACUUUUCUGCUCCCCAAGCCGGCCAAGAAGCUGCAAUCGACACAUCACUAUGGCCACCACUUCAUUAUGCGCUUCGAUGCCAGUGCCCGCGCUCAGCACGCCCUGCGCAGGACCAUGAGUCUAGAUCCGCGUCUUAUCAGAUACAGUGUAGUCAAGAUGGGCACCAAGUUCGAAGAGAUCAAGGAUGUACCGGGCACAGCCAAGUUUAGGUGAGGGGCAGCAAGUAGAAAGACGCAGGAUGUAUCAUACAACAGAGGAAAUAUGCAUUUCAAUAUGGCGUUUUGGGUGGCAUUCAUGAAGAAGAACUGGGCUUGCUAUCAAAGGUGGGGUUAUCAUAAUCGCUGUGGUACCCAUAUAUAACAAUUACUAUCUGAGACGAGCGAGCUACACAGCCUACAGGCUCUCAUCGCGAAUUCACAGCUUCCGU
Bipolaris maydis ATCC 48331 is the source of this 610-nucleotide messenger RNA. Its product is annotated as mitochondrial 37S ribosomal protein bS6m. The record is from RefSeq and is a predicted model, not a curated record. NCBI's taxonomy places the organism in Eukaryota, Fungi, Ascomycota, Dothideomycetes, Pleosporales, Pleosporaceae. Gene Ontology annotation, molecular function: structural constituent of ribosome; small ribosomal subunit rRNA binding. Gene Ontology annotation, cellular component: mitochondrial small ribosomal subunit; ribosome. Gene Ontology annotation, biological process: translation.